AUGGUGAUGAUCAAGUCCAGUGUCCUCUUACUGCUUCCCUUGACAGUCGUCAACGGUGAUGAAGGCAUGUAUUACAAUAACAACAACAACAAUAACAACAACGCUGCGGUUAACAGUGUCAACAACUUUGGUGGACAAUCCUUGACAAGCAGCAGCAACACGUAUUCCAACCCACAGGGAUCUUACAAUAGCCAAUACACAAACAGCAACAGCAACAUGAAUGGUAACUUGAGUGGCAUGACUCAACAGAUUCCUUCAGGUGCCGCUGGUGGAGGCAAUCCCUUUGGUGGUGGCAUGGAUCAGGGCGAUGAUUUCAUUGGUGCCAUGUCAUCGUAUGGCGGUGACAUGAUGACCAUGAUGUUUGGGCAAUGCCUCAACAAUAUUGAUAUGAACAAAUUGAUGGACGAUCCCUUUGCCGAUGUUAAGAAUCGUUGCAACGCCCAACAAGCCACCACCUUUAACAGUGCUCUCGAUUCGUUCAAGACGUGUGCUGGAUUUGAUUUGAAGGAACUGAUUGAAGACUUUGGUAGCAUGUACAUUGGGCUACUUCUGAAUUGUGGAUCCUACUUUGUGGAUGUCGCUCAAGAAUUGGAUGACAUUGGUAUGGGCAUUGAAGAUAUGGAAAAGCUCAAGGCCAAGGAAUCUCCUUUGCCACGAGUUCCACAAGAGUGCGUCGACGCCAUGGUCGGUGACAAUCCAUUCGGAACUGCCUUUUUGUAUGCCGAAGAAUUUCCAGAACGCGAACAAAAGUGCUUUUCGGAAAUCGCUGGCAAGUUGCCCAUGUGCACCCUCAGCGAAUGGCCGGUUCCCAUUGUAGGAAACUGGCUCUCUGCCUUUUCUUGCAUCUACGGUAACGCCAACGAUGUUAUCAUGCCCUUGAUGCAAGAUAGUCUCACGCAAGAACUCAAGAUGCUCAACGACUGCAUCCCUUCAGAAGUCACCCAAUCGAACUGCAAGGACAUUCGCAACAAGUGUGUCUUUGAGUUUGACACGCCCGCCAUGACCAUGGUCAUGCCACCUCCGUUCUGGGCUCCACCCAUGGCACAAAAGUCCAAGGAUAUUGCUAGCGCUCAAUUUGGUGACCUUGCGGAUCGUUACGAAGCCUAUCGUCAGACGUGUGUUCCACCUGCUGAUAUGGCCAUUUGGGACGUUGCUGCCCAUCACAUGGAAAAGAACAAGGGAGUCAGUGGUGGUGCAACCUACUUUAUGGAAUCAUCUACUUCUGAGGAUGAAAAGAAGGAGAAGGCCGAUGGUAUGGAGGAAGUAGAAGAAGAAGCUGCCCAAUUGGGAGCUGCUGCUGCUCCACCUGCGGCUGCAGCGAAGACGUCUUCCACCAAAUUUAUGCCUGGAUUGCUCACUGGAAUGAUUGUAGCGGUGGCGGGUAUGUUUGGAUACAACAAGUACCGCAAUGGAGGAGGACAUAUGCCAAUGAAUAACAUGGGAUACCAAUUCAAUUCCUUGGAACUUUCGGAAGGUCCCGGGUUUAGCUAA
Molecule: messenger RNA, 1491 nt
Organism: Cylindrotheca closterium
Lineage: Eukaryota; Bacillariophyta; Bacillariophyceae; Bacillariales; Bacillariaceae
Source: the annotation of a GenBank genome assembly